AUUCGCUUUAAAUCAAAGAAAAGUUUUCAUUUUUUUUUUCUCUUUGGGUAUUCUACGGUUGGAUUCUUGGUCACCAUCUGAGACUCACCCAACUUCACCUUCCUGUCAUCUUCUUCGCACCCAAUAUCACCCGUCUUCUGCUCAUGUUUUCUGUUGCAGUUGCUGUCUAUAUACUCUUCUCCUCUCACACAAGUUUACGUUCAUAUUUGCCACACACCCACAUCAAGGUUAUCAUACGUCAUUGAAGGGCUGUGUUCUAAAAGGGGUAAUUCUUGGCGUUCUUAGUUGAAUUUUGGUGGACGGGAAGUUGCAGCUGCUUCAAUUUCAUGGUAUUCAUGUUUUAGCUCACCAAAAGUUUUCUUACAAGUUCGGGUAACGCCCCAAAUUAGAAUUGGAACAAACGGCAAUUUUGUCUACUGGUGUUCGGAGAACAAAUUUCAUAAUUGCAGUCCUAUAACCAUGGUGGAGAUAGGCCUGUUCUUCUUGGAGUCUGUAUUCGUAAGCAAUCCUGUUUAUGGAAAAAGAGAAAGCAAUCGUAUAGUUGUCUGUGAGCAGAGGAGUAUUGGCCUAUUCUUGGUUUUCUGAAGCUUUCUGAAGCUUGUUUGUUUCCUAAAUUAACUUGAGUCAGGCCCGAUGAAUACUCGAUACUUUUUCCCACCGGAGUCGUUAUGCAGUUCCGGUGCCGGAGUUGCGUUCUCUUCGAGUUCAUCAGCCACAAAUGAUCGGGCGGCGAUAGGAACCCGGAACCGGGCUCCCCGCGUUCUGCCUUCGUCAUUUUUGGUGAGGAUGGCUAUGAGAAUAUCUCGAGCGAGAUGGUUCACUUUCUUAAGGAGAGUUUUCCACUACCAGAAUGGAUCGAGGUCGGAUCUCGGGUCGAAUCCGUUCAAUUCGAGCACCUGGAUGGUGCUUGAGCUCAUGGCCUUGAUGGUUCAGAUUAGUAUAACUUCUUUCACCCUAGCCAUCUCGAAGGGCGAGAAGCCAGUCUGGCCUAUGAGGAUAUGGAUCAUGGGUUAUGACAUAGGGUGCGUGCUCAGCGUGUUGCUGCUCUAUGGUCGCUACAGGUAUCUUUUUUUGGCUCAGGGAGAUGGCUUUGGCAUCUCAGAUUUGGAGCAGCAAAGAGGCAGUGAAGACUCCAGGAGCUUACAUCUGAUGAACAAAUGUCGGACUUCGUUAGAGCUGUUCUUUGCAAUAUGGUUUGUGAUGGGUAAUGUUUGGGUGUUUGAUUCGCGGUUCGGGUCAUUCCAACGCGCACCAAAGCUUCAUGUGCUCUGUAUCUCUCUGCUUGCUUGGAAUGCUAUCAGCUACUCUUUCCCAUUCCUGCUAUUUCUCCUGCUAUGCUGCUUUGUGCCGCUCAUGAGCACCUACCUCGGAUACAACAUGAACGUGGGUUCGGUUGAGAGAGGAGCAUCCGACGACCAGAUUUCUAGGCUACCUAGCUGGAAAUAUAAGCAAGUGGACAACAAUUUAGAGCUCGGCGAUGACUCAAACCAAAAUUCAGUCCUGGCAAAUGAAGACAAAGAAUGCUGUAUAUGUCUGUCCAAGUACAAGGAGAGAGAAGAUGUUCGGCAGCUGCCAUGUGCACAUAUGUUCCACCAAAAGUGCGUCGACCAAUGGCUGAGGAUCACAUCUUGCUGUCCCCUGUGUAAAAAAGAGCUCGAGAGAUAGGAUUGCAGUUCCCGGAGGGCUGGAAUUCCUAUUCCAACGUGCUCGAUUUUCGUUUUCUUCGGUUUGGCAUGAUUCAUAAUUAUGGAUGUGGCUACUUGAGUGAGCUAGUUUGCUUGUAUAUUUACAAGCUCACCAGUGACCACAAGCAUACUCAAAUCUGCAUUCUUCUCUGUUUUACUUAAAAAUAGUGGGAGGGUGAUGCUUGGCGGUCUUUGCCUACAAGUGGUUUGGGUUUGGCAAAGUCCUAGUAGACCCUGCAAAUGAUAUAUUAACAUGAUGUACGUGUUUUUGGUACAACAAUAAGCAAGUUUCUUGUGAAAUUAUACUG
This is a messenger RNA of Rhodamnia argentea, 1993 nucleotides long. RefSeq names its product E3 ubiquitin-protein ligase At4g11680. The coding region runs from base 634 to 1665 and encodes 343 amino acids. The transcript is spliced from 3 exons. NCBI's taxonomy places the organism in Eukaryota, Viridiplantae, Streptophyta, Magnoliopsida, Myrtales, Myrtaceae. The record is from RefSeq and is a predicted model, not a curated record.